GCUCCCGCUCGCUCGCGCUUCUGCCGCCGCCGCCGCCGCCAUAUUGUCUCCCCCCGCGGCGGGCUGAGAGAGGCCGCCCCCUCCCCCAGGAGCGGACCCGGGAGAGACCCGCCCGCUCCCCCCGUCCUCGUCGCCGCCCCCCCGCGCGGCCCGGCGAGGAACGGGGCGAUGCUAUAACCGGAUGCCUGGGUCCUCGGAACCGCCUCUCUUUCUGCCCCCCUCGUGUCAGAUGGAAUCCGGCCGCUGACGGUGUGGGAUCAGCCUGCCGCACCUUCCGAGCACCGUGUGGCCAGCCUCACACCCCUCCCUCCCCGCCCCCCCUCCCUGCCUGGAAUGCUGUAUGUGCCUUGCUCGGCCUCUGGCAGGACAGCGGCCAGUGCCAGCAUUGGGGCAGCCCAUUAAAGCAGACUCCAGAGCGACUGCGGUGCUGAUCGCCACCCUGGGACAGCCAUGUCGGGCCCGGUACCGAGUCGAGCAAGAGUCUACACGGACGUCAACACCCAGAGGCCUCGCGAAUAUUGGGACUACGAGUCCCAUGUGGUGGAGUGGGGUAACCAAGAUGACUACCAACUUGUGCGGAAACUCGGUCGUGGCAAAUACAGCGAAGUCUUUGAAGCCAUCAACAUCACCAACAACGAGAAAGUGGUGGUGAAAAUCCUCAAGCCAGUAAAAAAAAAGAAAAUAAAGCGUGAAAUUAAAAUCCUGGAAAACCUGCGGGGAGGACCUAACAUCAUCAACCUUCUAGACAUCGUCAAGGACCCCGUGUCUCGGACCCCCGCCCUGGUUUUCGAGCAUGUCAACAACACGGAUUUCAAGCAAUUGUAUCAGACGCUUUCAGAUUUUGAUAUUCGAUUCUACAUGUAUGAAAUCUUGAAGGCUCUGGAUUACUGCCACAGCAUGGGGGUCAUGCACCGGGACGUCAAGCCACACAACGUGAUGAUCGACCACGAGCAUCGGAAGCUGCGCCUGAUCGACUGGGGACUGGCAGAAUUCUACCACCCGGGACAAGAAUAUAACGUCAGAGUGGCUUCCCGGUACUUCAAGGGACCGGAGCUUUUGGUGGAUUACCAGAUGUACGACUACAGCCUGGACAUGUGGAGCCUGGGCUGCAUGCUGGCCAGCAUGGUCUUCCGCAAGGAGCCCUUCUUCCACGGGCACGACAACUACGACCAGUUGGUGCGGAUUGCCAAGGUGUUGGGCACUGAGGAUCUCUAUGACUACAUCGACAAGUAUAACGUGGAACUGGACCCCCGUUUCAACGACAUCCUGGGCAGGCAUUCCCGCAAGCGAUGGGAGCGCUUUGUGCACAGCGAGAACCAGCACCUGGUGAGCACCGAGGCCCUAGACUUCCUGGACAAGCUGCUGCGCUACGACCACCAGACUCGGCUGACAGCCCGCGAGGCCAUGGAGCACCCCUACUUCUAUCCCAUCGUGAAGGACCCAGCCAGGCUGGCCUCCUCCACUGUCCUCUCAUCGGCCAACACACCUGUCAGCUCCUCCAGCAUGUUGGCAGGCCUCCCUUUUCCUUCCUUUUCUCCACCUGCAGGCAUCGCCUCCAUGUCAGCCGCCCAGCCGAUCGGCAGCUUGGCCGCCUCCCCCGUCAUCUCCUCUCCGAAUGCGCUGGGCUCGCCAGUCCCCGCAGCCGCCGGAGCUCAGCCGUGACCACGGGAGAGCCAUCUGGCGUUGAGCACCGCCAAGCCCGCAGUCGUGCCCUCCUCCUCCUCACCCCCCCUGCCCGCCUCUGCAUGGCGCUACCGACGCCCGGGGCGGGCAGGAGGACAGCCCGAGGCGGGGCAGGGGGGACCCUGCCUCCGGAACCCCCCCUUUUUUUGUUUGUUUCUGUUGAGUGUGUCGAGGAGCCGAGUCCAGGCUGCUGCCUCCGCUGCUGCUGCUGCUCUUCCGCCUUCCACCAAGGCAGACUCUCGUUCCGGGCAGAGGCUUCUCCUCUGUGGUUUGUGUCGAGUCCCGUCGGCUGCCUUCUUCCCAUGAGGGUCGUGGUUAGUGAUGCAACUACAGUGUAGACACCUGAACGGAGAAUAAAAUUUAUUUUCUAUGUCCCUAAA
Crotalus tigris (Tiger rattlesnake) is the source of this 2063-nucleotide messenger RNA. RefSeq names its product casein kinase II subunit alpha-like. NCBI's taxonomy places the organism in Eukaryota, Metazoa, Chordata, Lepidosauria, Squamata, Viperidae. Gene Ontology annotation, molecular function: ATP binding; protein serine/threonine kinase activity. Gene Ontology annotation, biological process: protein phosphorylation. The transcript has 14 exons. The record is from RefSeq and is a predicted model, not a curated record. Gene Ontology annotation, cellular component: protein kinase CK2 complex; nucleus; cytosol. Bases 451 to 1662 code for a protein of 403 amino acids.